Molecule: messenger RNA, 2070 nt
Organism: Penicillium cosmopolitanum
Lineage: Eukaryota; Fungi; Ascomycota; Eurotiomycetes; Eurotiales; Aspergillaceae
Gene: helA
Product: putative DEAD box RNA helicase HelA
Exons: 2
Coding region: 1-2070 (689 amino acids)
Cellular component (GO): mitochondrion
Molecular function (GO): nucleic acid binding; ATP binding
Source: RefSeq, a predicted model, not a curated record
AUGUUUGGUGCCGUGCGUCGUUUCGGUACUGCCCAUGCGCUACGUGCAGUGGUGCCGCGCUCCACGCAUGUCCGCUGGACUCCUCAAUUGUUCAAAUGGCAGCCCUCGUCGACGCUUUCCCCUGGCCUGGUCCGGUCUUUCCAGACUUUCCCGGCCCUGCGUGAGGCCACCGCUGCCGCUGCCGCUGAGGCUGAGGCCGAGACUGGGGUGAAGGAGACCUCCGAACAAGAACUCAUCACAGAGUUUGCAGAUCUGCAAACAUCGGGCCUCAUCAGCCCUUCGCUGAUCCGAAACAUCACUCAUCCCAGCCGCAUGGGUCUGAAGACCAUGACCGAUGUUCAGAGUCAAACCAUCAACCAGAUGCUUCAAGGUGUCGAUGUUUUGGCCCAGGCAAAGACUGGAACCGGCAAGACCCUUGCUUUUCUCAUCCCAACCAUGCAGAACAUCCUCAAUGAUCCCACAUUCGUUCAGACUCGCAAAACUGGCCGUGGACGUACCGGAGCCAGCUGCGCCGAUGUUCGCGCCCUCAUCAUCUCGCCCACCCGCGAAUUGGCUGAGCAAAUCGCUGCGGAGGCGAUGAAGGUUGCAGCCAACACCGGUCUCAUCGUUCAGACUGCUGUCGGUGGUACACAAAAGUCGUUUGGAUUGAAGAAGAUGCAGCGCGAGGGUUGCCAUCUUCUCGUUGGAACCCCUGGCCGUCUCAAGGAUAUUUUCUCUGACCCCAGGAGUGGCGUUGCGGCUCCCGGGCUGAACACCCUGAUUCUCGACGAGGCUGAUCGUCUGCUUGAUGACGGAUUUUCGCAGGAGAUUAGAGAACUCCAAGAUCUUUUCCCAGACCCAUACAAGGUGGACCGUCAGACACUCAUGCUCUCGGCUACCGUGCCCCGUGAGGUGAUGAGAAUGGUUGACAGAACUAUGAAGCCGGACUACAAGUUCGUCAAGACCAUUCGGGAGGACGAGGCCCCUACCCACAUGCGGGUGCCUCAGAAGGCUGUUUUCAUGCAAGGAUAUGAAAAUAUUCUGCCCACUAUCCUCGACCUUGCCAAGGAGUACAAGGCUCGCCAAAGCGAGGACCCCAGCCUGCGUCCAUUCAAGGCCAUAAUCUACGCCAAUGCCACAAGCGAGGUCUCACUCUAUUCCAGUGUCUUCGAGGAGCUUCGUGUCUCCCCCGAAGACCGCCGCCGCCCACUGGGUCGUAUGGCCAUGAUUGAGAUUCAUUCCAGGCUCACCCAGGCCGGGCGCACAGCUGCGGCCAACAACUUCCGAAGGGCAACUGAGGCCAUCCUCUUUUCUUCGGACGUGACUGCCCGUGGUAUGGACUUCCCGGAUGUGACCCACGUCCUUCAGGUGGGUGUUCCCCGCGACAGAGUGACCUACGUCCACCGUCUCGGUCGUACCGCUCGUGCCAACAAGACCGGUGAAGGCUGGAUCUUCCUCACCGAGGGUGAGCGCCAGCAUUAUCACAAGCUGCUUAGCGGUAUUCCGAUCGAAGAAGACCGCACUUCCUUCCCUGUCGCCUCCUACGACAUGACCGAGGGCCUCUCAGGUGAGCCUGAUAGCUCCCUUGCCCAGACCACGAGUGCCAUGGCCAUGUUGCCCCCUGCCACCCGUGAAACCGCCUGGAAGUCCCAGUUCGGCACCCUCAUCCCGACACAUGGAGACCGCCGUGCCUGCGUCGCGGCGAUGAACCGCAAUGCCGUCCACGGAUACUGCCUGCCCGAGCCUCCCGCUAUCAGCGCUCGUGUCGCCCAAAACCUCGGCAUUAGCCGAAUUCGCGACCUGAACGUUGAGGGACCUCGCCGUGACUUUGACGAUGAUCGACGUCCCCGCAGCGGGUUCGGCCGCGAUUCCAACCGCGGUGGCUUUGGUCGUGACUCUGGUCGUGGUUUCAGCCGCAACUCAGACCGUGGCUCAGACCGUGGCUCAGACCGUGGUCGCCGGUCAGGCGGUUUCAACGAUCGCAGUCCUCGCGGCCGGUACAACAACUUCGUCGACCGGGAUAGUGGAUUUGGCGGUCGAUCCCGCGAAUUCAAACCAACCCGUCGCAGCACCUUUGAUGACGACUUUUAA